AGGGUUUCCUUUUCUGUCCCAGGCACUUCCGGCUGGGUUUGCCAAAAGCCUUUGCAGCUCCAGGGUUGCUCUGUGUUUGUUUGCAAAUUGCAAAGGGACUUCGGAUUCGCACCCAGAGCCCGAGGGCAGACUCAAACUGGAUUCGAACACGGAGCCUGGCGCUCUGAUGGACACCUCAGAGCCCAGCAGCGCCACGGAGGAAGAGGAGGAGAAGGCAGCGGCAGAGGAGCAGCGGCCCCGGACACGGUCCAACCCUGAAGGGGCCGAGGACCGGACCCUGAGCGCCCAGGGGAGCGUGGGGAGCAGGAGCGAAGGGGAGGGAGAGGCAGCCAGCACUGGCGACAGCCCCCAAAGCGCCAAUGCCCCGGCUGCCAACGGCAAGGUCUGGCCGCCCUCUGUCCCCCCCGUGGAGUUCCAGGUCAAAACACCACGGGUGAACUGCGCCGAGAAAGUGAUUAUUUGCUUGGAUCUGUCGGAAGAAAUGUCCCACCCGAAACUGGAGUCAUUCAAUGGCUCCAAAACCAACGCUUUGAACAUCUCCCAAAAAAUGAUUGAAAUGUUCGUCCGGACCAAACACAAGAUUGAUAAAAGCCAUGAGUUUGCCUUGGUUGUAGUCAACAACGACGUGACUUGGCUUUCGGGAUUCACCUCGGACCCCAGAGAAGUUUGCAGCUGUUUGUAUGACUUGGAAACAGUGGUCUGCAAGUCGUUCAAUCUGGAAGGGCUUUUCAACCUCAUACAGCAGAAGACAGAGCUGCCUGUGACGGACAACGUCCAAACUAUUCCACCGCCUUACGUGGUUAGGACCAUCUUGGUCUACAGCCGCCCUGCGUGCCAGCCGCCUGUGGCCAUUACAGAUCAGAUGAAGAAAAUGCUGCAGUGCCCUUACUACUUCUUCGAUGUGCUCUACCUCCACAAUGGCAUCGAAGAGAAAGAGGAGGAAAUCAGCUGGAAGGAGACCUUUGCCUUCUUCAGCAACCUGGAUACCAAAGGCACCAAUUACAAGUACGAGGUGUCCCUCACCGGCCCGGCUGUGGAGCUCCACAAUUGCAUGGCCAAACUCCUGGCCCACCCUCUCCAGAGGCCCUUUCAGACUCACGCGUCCUACAGCAUGUUGGAAGAGGAGGAGGCACCCGAAAUCGAAGCCGUGGUCUGAGCGAGCGCAAGCCGAGGACGGAGCUCCUCCGACCGGGGGCCUCUCCUUGCAGGAAGGGGGCUUUUGGCCGUAUCCGGGGCCUCUGUGUGUCUUUGUAUGUGUUGUUGGGGACUUUUGUGUAUGUGUGUAUAUAGGUAUACAAUUUCUCCCCAUCUGUACAACCCCUGUGGGUUCAUUCAUCCUAUACAAUUGUAGCCCUUUGAUUCCAGGUUAAAUUGCAGUUGUUGACAUUGUCUGGAGUUUGCUGAGGCUAAGUAGAACUGGGAAUCCCCUGCAAAUUCCAGGAUGGAACCAUGGCGCUAGAAUUGAGAGCCCCAAGUCUCACCACGAAGGAAGCCGCAGGAUACUCUCCGCAAGUGUCGGGUUGUGACCCCAUCACCCUGGCCCUCUGGGACAAUGGGCUUUGUAGUCCCAGGGAUAGUUGCCACCCAUCAUGGCUGACAGAAGCCAGAUUUUCCAUGACGCCUGAAGUAGAGCCAACAAGGACUGCAUUCUUUGACAUUAAAACUCUGUUUCUUAAAA
Sceloporus undulatus (fence lizard) is the source of this 1678-nucleotide messenger RNA. It is a transcript of the gene BABAM1, whose product is annotated as BRISC and BRCA1 A complex member 1. Gene Ontology annotation, biological process: positive regulation of DNA repair; double-strand break repair; protein K63-linked deubiquitination. Gene Ontology annotation, cellular component: BRISC complex; BRCA1-A complex; nuclear body. The transcript has 9 exons. The coding region runs from base 167 to 1156 and encodes 329 amino acids. The record is from RefSeq and is a predicted model, not a curated record. NCBI's taxonomy places the organism in Eukaryota, Metazoa, Chordata, Lepidosauria, Squamata, Phrynosomatidae.